This is a messenger RNA of Gekko japonicus, 3742 nucleotides long. It is a transcript of the gene SLC60A2, whose product is annotated as major facilitator superfamily domain containing 4B. Lineage: Eukaryota; Metazoa; Chordata; Lepidosauria; Squamata; Gekkonidae. The record is from RefSeq and is a predicted model, not a curated record. Gene Ontology annotation, biological process: transmembrane transport.
CUGGCGGAGAUGGCGGGGGCCCUAGAGAAGAAGAAGCGGGUACGCUUCGCCCGCCUGGAAGAGGCUCGGGAUGAGGAAGAGGAGGAGUUGGUUCGGGGCCCGAGCUCGGUUAGGGACGCCCUUCAGCCGGAGGUGAUCGUGGCUGACAGGAGCGGCCGAAGAAGCCGGGCAGGAGGCGGUGGGCUGACCAAGGAGCAGCUCCAGGAAGUGGCGGCGGCGGCGGCUCCGGGGCGUGCGCUGAAGUGGUGCAUUUCAGCGACUCUUUGUGCUGCUUUCCUAGGCCUGGGUAUGGCCAUUGCUGUCCUAGGGCCUACGUUUCAAGAUCUGGCUACAAACGUAAACAGAAGUGUUAGUCAAAUAUCCUACAUCUUUGUGGGCCGCUCAGCGGGCUAUUUUGGUGGUUCUCUGAUUGGAGGGAUACUUUUUGACUAUAUGAAUGCUCAGCUUCUCUUGGGAUUGUCUAUGCUGGGUACAGCUAUAGGUCUGUGUGUCAUCCCGUGGUGUAAGAAAGCACUUUUGUUGACAGCAAUGAUGUCUGUCAUUGGCUCUGCAAUGGGAGUCCUAGAUACAGGUGGCAACGUUCUUGCCUUGGCCACAUGGAAGGAAGAGGUUGGUCCUCAUAUGCAGGCCUUACACUUCAGUUUUGCCCUGGGUGCCUUUGUGGCUCCCAUCCUGGCCAAGAUGGCACUGAGCGGCUCUCCCACAGAUCCUGACGUCCGUCUAAACAGCAGUGCUGACAAUCAGACUUCUUUUAAUUCAAAUUCUGCUGCUCUUUUGGGGCCGAAGCUGCAUUUAAACAUGAACUUUGUGUGGACGUAUGUUGUUAUAGGCUCUUAUCUCUUUGUUGUUGCAUUGAUUUUCCUUAUCUUAUACUUGAAGAGAAGUCAUGUUCGAGACAGAACAAAGCUUUCUGUGCAGAAAUACCAGUCCACCAAAUAUCAUUAUGCCCUCGUAAUUCUGCUUUCCAUAUUUUUUUUCUGCUACGUAGGAGCAGAAGUAACUUAUGGUUCCUAUAUUUUUACAUAUGCAAAAAACUUCAUUAAUAUGAAAGAGAGUGAAGCAGCUGGUUUGAACUCUUUAUUUUGGGGAGCUUUUGCAGCUUGCAGGGGACUGGCAAUCUGUUGUGCCACCUGCUCCUACCCUGGAACUAUGAUCUUGCUGAGUAUCAUAGGCACUACUGUAUCCUCUUUGUUCCUGGCACUGUUCAGUACACACCCAUUCUCCCUUUGGCUUGGCUCUGCAGUGUAUGGUGCUUCAAUGGCUACUAUCUUCCCCAGUGGCAUUUCCUGGCUUGAACAGUAUACCACCAUCGAAGGGAAAGCUGCAUCCAUGUUUGUGAUUGGGGCUGCUUUGGGGGGAAUGUGCACUCCUGCAGGGCUUAUGUAUACUUCUGUGGGAGCAGCGGUCAUGACAGCAGUGCUGUUUCCUGUGAUGUAUAAAUUAGCCACAUCAUCCAUUGAUGCGAAGCUAAACGAUCCUGGAGACAGUGAAGUCCAGGAAGCCUUGUUGUCUAGCUCUCAUCUUGAGGAAGAUGAAGAUGGCAGAGAAUGGAAUGAAGUAGACUUUGAAGUAAUUGAGAUGAAUGUCACUCUGAAGAACUCCGUCAUAGAAACAUCCAAGAAGAUCCAAGGGGAGUCUUCUGCUGCCAGUUCUGGCCAUCCUUCUUUAGGAAACACAGCAUUUAAUUCUUCUCCUGUGCUUGAGGUCAGCACCCCGAGUCUAAAGAAUUCCAGUACAGACUGGGAUAAAAAUGAUUAAGGUGGUCUCAUACAAAAUAAGAAUUUUAGUAGGAACUUCAUUCUAAAAAGUUUCAACAAGUUAUGGUAAACUUGCCAAAUCUCAGUUAAGGUUCUUGGUUGUGUGUGAAAGCAAGUACCAAAGAGUAAUUAUGCAAUGGAGGGCAUUAUAUGGCAAAAUGCAGGGUUUCGCAAUGUUUCCUGAAUGUCACAUUUAAAUUAAAAUGCAGGGAACUUUGAAAACAUCACAGUUGUCAUUUUAUAGGCAGUUUUAUAUGCAGACCUCAUUGCAGGCUUUUUGCUCUAUGGCAACCAGAGCAACCUUUACUAAGUAAGCAUCACACCAUAGUUUAAAUCAGAGUUAUGGCUAUGAUAGGUUUAAGAACAUUGGGAAGGGUGUUCCUAAGACACUGAGUGCCAUUUUUAUCAAAAUAUAGUUGCUGAGAUGAACUGAACAACAAUCUCUGAGAAAAAGUUCCUUUAUUUAAAAAGUUCUUGUGGUUUGAAAAAACUGCCUUGCUAUUACAUUUCAGAAGUAUUGCCUUUUGAAACUACUUGAUUCUUGCUAGCCUAGGCCAUUCUUGCUGUAUAAUUGCUGUAUGAAAUGUUUAGAAUCAACAGCAUUUAUGGUACUGCUUCAAGGCUGAAUCACAAAGGUCUGUUGUUUAACCAAGGCAGCCUUCAUUAUUUAUUUCAGUGGUACCUUCUGUGGGGGCAAGAGGAGCCUGUAUGUGUAUCAUUCCUCCUUUAAGGGGGGGGGGGACGGGACACUGUUUUGUUUCUUGCCCAAAAGUCCAUAUUAUUUUCUUAUUGUCUGCCAGCACAGUGUGAUAGUGCUAUGCUAGGCUGUACUAGAAGGGAAGUGCCAUAAAUUGCUGCAGGGAAAUGUCAUGGCUUCCUCUCCACAGGAUACUCUUUUCACUGUCUGUCGUUUAGCAGUCAGGGAGUAUUCUUGAUAAAAGAUGCAGAAUGUGGAGGGUUUUUUUAAAAAACGUAGAAGGAUGGGAGUGCACUUCCACAUGCUUGUAGUACAAACUCUAAUGUUGUAGCCAUUUCUGUUGAAUAGCAUAAGCUUCAACAACUUUUGUAAGUGAACAAGUUUUGGAGAUGGAGGGCCACCUUGAUGCCCUAGAACCAAUAAGGAAAAAACAUGCAAUUUACAUUUGCUUGUGUAUUCUUUUAAUCAAAUGAAUGUGAACCAAAGGGGUUUGUUGCUUUGAAGUGGGAGCUCUUUGUCCUUGCUGUGAAACGAAAAACUUGCAUGAAACAUUGAGAGAAACUAGUGCUGAGGCCAGUAGAGAGAUACGUGGUAACGUUGAGGGGUUGGGAUGUACAGGGAAGUGAAUUGGGGUGGGGGUGGAAAAGGGUUAUGCAUAAGCUGCCCCUAUGCAGAUAUGCUCUGUUGCUUCUGUAAUCACAGCAACACUACUAGGUAAGUGACCUUAAAUUUAAAUGGCAAGAUACUGUGGAACUUUGUUGAGACAUAUUGGAGGAAUUGCAGUUUGUAAGACAAGCAUUACUUUUUGCUGGAAAGUACUGUCAAAUUAAUAUAAAGAACCUACCUCAUGAGGAUGUUUUGAAAAUAGAGUAAAGCGUUUUGGUGUUAAAAAGCUGGUGAAAUAUCAAACUUUUAAACAUGAGGAUACAUUUGUACAAUUAUGUGCUUAAAAAUUAAAACAUUUUACAGUGGCUAGAUCUGUAAAGAGCAGUGUCUAGUCUACAUAUAGUAAAGUUCAGUUCGAAUGAACGUCUAGAAUUUUAGUACUGAUUGCUGGAAUGCACCAUGACUCUUGAUUUGAUGUAUUGGAGCCUAGGCUUAGUUUUGCUCACACAAGCAGUACUUUUACUUACAUUAGGCUGUUGCUGAUUCCCCCCCUCCCCCCGCACAGUGCCUCCCUUUCUCCCUAGGGUCUGCUAUGAACCCCACAAGUAGAGUAUAGCAGGCUGCGAUGUGAAAGGGGAGGUGGGCAGUGCUCCCUGUAAGCUGCGGAGUCUUGUGAGCAAAA